GCUCAUUAAACUCUGGACUGGAGACUUCCCUCUUCAUUUCAUGCUAUGUAAACACACAGGAGAGAGAUUCCUCUGACAUCUCAAAGAGAGGGUCUCCUUUCUCUCUGGACUAUUAACAAAAUUUGGACAGAGUAUGAUGUAAGGAGAACAAAGAAGGAGGAAGAAAGAAAGAAUGCAGGUGAUUUUGAAAUGAAGCAAAUUGAUACAGACCUGGUGAAUAUAACAACCAUAAAAGGAGUGGAAGAGAAACUGUCUCAGGUUUUAAAGGACUCAGAGACACUUCCUUUUGUAUGUAGCUUUUGUUUAUAUUAUUUUUAAUUUGGAGCUAUUAUUGCCAAUGCAUUUUUUUGCCUUGGUUCAAAGCUACUAUCUUUCAAUUCUGCAAGAGUCUGGUGAUUAUCCCUACCUCUGGAAUAAGCUAAGAAAGAAUCUUGACUUAAAUCCAACUGCAAAUUCCGAACUACAAAAUUUGUAAAAAUUCAGUGUAUUACUUUAGAAAAGAAAAGAGGAGGACAGCUUUAGAAAACUGAGUAAACCCCUCUUGAUGCUCAAAGAAUUGUGGAACUCUGGAUUCUGGAAUCAUGACAGAUCUACUGACCAACCUGCUGCUAAUUUUCUCCCUGGAGUGGCUGGUGAGGGGUGAAAAGGCUGUACCCCAAAUUUUCAUGGAUAUGGCACCAGAUUCCUUUGAUGACCAAUAUGAUGGAUGCAGAAACCAGGUGGUGGAAGAACUGAAACAAGGAAACUAUUUCCAAAAAGAACUGGGUGCUCAUGAGAACUACUCAAACAUUUGGGAAAAAGCCCGAGAGGCUUGGGCAAUGAUGUCAACUAGUUUGCUCAAAGAGAUGCAGGAGAAUCACUCUAUAGCCCUCAUUGCUUAUACCAUGAAUUCUCCACUACACUCUGACUUGAACCAGGUUGUAUCCAGAGCUGGGAGAUCUCCAGGGCACUACAGACACAACUUCCCCUUCAAAUAUUUGCACUUCUACCUGACUACAGCAAUUCAAUUGAUAAGGAGGUGGGGAAGUGGCACAACUACAAAGUGCUAUCUAGUAUACAGGGGGGUAAAAGGGCUGCAUUUUGAGGCUAAACUGGGCAGUACAGUGCGAUUUGGCCGCUUUGCCUCCUCCUCUCUCCUUUGGAAGGAAGCCAAGAAAUUUGGGACCGAAACAAUGUUCAUCAUAAAGACUUGCCUGGGAGCACCUGUGCAGCAGUUCUCCCACUACGCAUCUGAGAGGGAGGUCCUUAUCCCCCCCUAUGAAGUAUUCAGAGUCAGGAAAUUCAACUGGACUCAGAGAGGCAACUGGCUGCGUCUGGACUCUUUGGGGAAUUACAGCAAGUACAACUGUGAACUCCUGAAAGCGUCAAGUAACAAGAACUGUGUCAGCACACCAUGGGUCACUGUUUUUCUUUCUUGUGUGAUCACUGAUUCCUUAUACUUGGCCAGACAAUGGCUUUUUCCCUGAUUCCAGAUGGAUUCAUAUGCUGAGUGAGCAAGAGUGAAGAAUGGAGGAGAGGGAAUGACAAGCUAGUGAUAGAGCAAUAGAUAUUACUGAUGCAACAAAGUGCCAAACACCUUUUGUGACUUUGGCUGCAACUCUCAUUGACUAGUUGAGUCAGGGUGUGCGCUGUUCAGACUCUACAAGAACUCAUGCACUAUGUUAUCAUCAAACCAGGUCCAUGUGUAUAUACAUUGCAAAUACAAGGAUAAUUGAUCUGUGCAUGUACUAAGGAGCAUAACUAUGACUCCAGUCAGUCUCAGCCCUUUUUUGUAAGGCCUUCAGUAUGAAUAUAAACUGACUGAACAAAACUCAAGUCCUAACAGACUGUGUAUUAGCAUUUCCUUUAAAAGUCUUAGUAGGAUUUUUUUGUGUCUGCAGUAAUAGUACCCUCUGGUGGCCAAUAAUAAAAGACCUGAAAAUUACAUAUAUGUUAAAUAAAAAUUGUAGAGCCAA
This is a messenger RNA of Gavialis gangeticus (Gharial), 1955 nucleotides long. RefSeq names its product ADP-ribosyltransferase 4 (Dombrock blood group) (gene ART4). The record is from RefSeq and is a predicted model, not a curated record. Bases 582 to 1466 code for a protein of 294 amino acids. NCBI's taxonomy places the organism in Eukaryota, Metazoa, Chordata, Crocodylia, Gavialidae. Gene Ontology annotation, molecular function: NAD+ poly-ADP-ribosyltransferase activity; NAD+-protein-arginine ADP-ribosyltransferase activity. The transcript has 3 exons.